This is a messenger RNA of Neoarthrinium moseri, 3459 nucleotides long. RefSeq lists its product as uncharacterized. Lineage: Eukaryota; Fungi; Ascomycota; Sordariomycetes; Amphisphaeriales; Apiosporaceae. Gene Ontology annotation, molecular function: protein binding. Bases 1 to 3459 code for a protein of 1152 amino acids. The transcript has 2 exons. The record is from RefSeq and is a predicted model, not a curated record.
AUGGAUGACCGCCGCCAGAGCAUGACCACCUCGACGACGACCAACACCACCGGCAACCGGUCCAGCGCUCUUCCUAGGCCAACUUCGCGCCUGCCCCAGCCUCGAGCCUCGGCCAUCCCAGCGCCGGCCUCGACAGUCCGACAUGCAGCCUCCUCGGAUGGUCUGCGAGGUCGCCCGGCCGCUGCCCAAUCAAGCACACCCAACGACCUGCGAGCUGCUGCAAACCCUCCUCGUCUUCGGGCCCCAGCGUCGAGAGAGCAGCUCCGGGGCCCCACGACCCCGACCUCGGCCCUCAGGAAACCUCAGAGAUCCAUUGCGCCGCCCCUGAGUUCACAGACGGCCCUUCGCGGCGCCGCCGCAGCGGCAGGCACAAGCACCAAUGCCGGCACACGAAGCCGGAGCGCGUCCCGCGAGCCAGCCCGGCAUGCUGCUCCCCCCUCCGCCGGGGAUGACCGCUUCAAGAAACCUCUGCUUCCUCGGCGCCGCCCUUCGGGCCAGUUCACUCCUGCCCUGUACCAGCAGAAUGAGGCCGUGAUCCACGACGACGACAGCCCUUCGGAUGAGCCACCUCCUCCCUGGUCGGCCUCGACCCCGACACGGCCAAACACCGACGCCGAUGCUUCUCAAGCUCGGCCAGCAAUCUCGAGGCCAUCGCUGGCAGAGAGGACCAUGGAAACCCUAUCACAGCUGCCGUCGUCCCCCGCCAUCAAGAGACGAGGCUCAAAUUUCUUCGACUCGGAACCCUCCUCCAGGAGGCCGUCUUCUCGGGCUGCUAGUGGCGGCUCCAGACCUGGCUCCAGUUAUCAGUCGGACGGCUCUUUUGGGAAAUCGCUGAGUCGCCCCGGGUCCAGCUCGGGGCCGUCCGAGGGUCUGUAUGGCGGUUUCAAGGCAUCUACGGCCUCGCACAGGCCAGCGGCCGAGUCUACCCAGGGCACUCCGUCGAGAAGAGGUUCGGCCAUUGUAAAGCCUGUUGGCCUCAAGACUCCCUCGGCCGCGAGCAAAAUUGCGCGGAAUCCAUCGCUUUCAGCUGCAGAACCCCGAACCCCGAGUCCGGAAAAGACUCCCGGCAUCUCCGUGUCAAAGUAUGGGUCAAAGACGGUGGCAGGGCGCUCCUUGAAACCCCGAGCGUCUCUCAACAGCCUGUACAGGAAGCCAUCUUUGUCAUCACUGGACCAAGCUGCCUCCAGCACUUCUGAGCUACCAAUUCGACCUACGCGCAAAAUCUCUGCAGCGUCUGCAAGAUCCUCGGUCGUCACGGCCGGAGAGGAUCGAAACCUCUCGAGUGCUUCCACGGUGUCAACCGCUCUUACGGCCGAGUCCGUCGAAGAAAGCCCAGGGGCCGCCACUGCACGCAAGUCGUCGGCGGCCCUGCGUGAGCAGAUCGCCAAGGCCAAGGCUGCCAAACGCGCCGCUGCGAAGCCCGUCCCGGGGGCCAGAGCAUCUGCCACGCCUCUGAAAUCCCCUCUGAUCCCCACCGACACCACCUUUGACUUUGGACUUCCGGAUGACCCAUUCAAUCAGGGCCAUUUCGAAGACUCGAACCGCAAGGUUAUGCAGUCUCGCAUCGAAACAGCACGGACUACUGGCAGGCUCAACAUUGCGGCCAUGGGGCUCAAGAAGAUACCCGACGAGGUGGUGAAAAUGUACGAUCUGGAAAGCAUUGGCGGCUUCAGUGGAGCCUGGGCCGAGAGUAUCGACCUCACUAGGUUCGUCGCCGCCGACAACGAGCUGGAGAGUAUCGACGAUUCCAUCUUCCCUGACGCCGACCCCGGCGAUUUUGCGGACGAUGAGGACAACAUGGGUCACCAGUUUGCCGGCCUGGAGUCGCUAGAUCUUCACGGCAAUACACUCAUUGCCUUGCCUAUAGGACUGAGGCGCCUGCAGCAACUCACCUCGUUGAAUCUCACUCACAACAAGCUGGCAAAUGGCUGCCUGGAAAUCGUAUCCCAGAUUCUUCCUUUGCGGGACCUGAAGCUUGGGGGAAAUCUUUUGUAUGGCAAAAUGGACUCGUGUUUCUCUGCCUUGGAGAAUCUGGAGAUUCUUGACCUCAAAGGCAACGAGAUCUCCGCUCUGCCUGACGGUUUUGAAAGGCUUUCUCGGCUCCGAAUACUGAACAUCAACGAAAACGCGUUUGAGUCGUUACCCUUUGGGAUACUGGCCCAGAUGCCCCUGGUCGAGCUGCUCGCCCAUAAGAACAAGCUGGUGGGCACACUGAUCGAUGUUGACGUGGAUGCUCUUACUCAUCUGCAGACGCUCGACGUCUCGGCCAACCGGCUGACUCUGUUGGCCCUGGGCCCAAUAUCUAUGCCGUCACUUCUCCAGUUGACCGUUUCGAUCAACCGCUUACAGUCCCUACCUGACGUUGGCUCCUGGAAGAGCCUGCUGACACUCAAUGCAGAUGAGAACAGCAUCCCUGCGAUCCCGGAUGGCUUCACCCAUCUCGGGAGCUUGAAGCAUGCAGACUUUACAAGUAAUGAUAUUCGAGUUAUCCCACCCGAGAUCGCCCGAAUGGACUCCCUUGGUAUGCUACGAAUCGCGGGGAAUCCCCUGAGAGACAAGAGAUUCACUUCGAUGACAACGGAGGAAUUAAAGGACAACUUAGCUGCCAGACUUGAACCGUUGCACAUUGAAGACACCCCGGUUCCCGAGAACGACGACCUUGAUGAUAGCCGAUCCGACUACGAUAAUUUCGCUACACCUCCUACAUCAGCGCCGCAGUCACCUGAAAGAACGAGGUCGCAGACUCUGAGCAGCCAGACUUGGCCGAUCAAAACCGGCGGCAUUCUCGAUCGGGCGAACACCCAAUCAUCAUCCUUACAUCCGGUCAUCUGCUCCAAGGUCGCAGCCGACCAGACUGUCCGGGAGAUUCGCUUGCAGCACAACACAUUCACCAACAUGCCAGACUCUCUUUCUUUCUUCGCUGACACGCUCACCUCCCUGUCCAUUGCCCACAACCAGCUAGUCGGCGAGGGCUACUUGACCGAAGAGCUCGACCUUACGGCAUUGAAGGAGCUCAAUCUCUCCCACAAUCGCAUCACGAGUCUGGCUCCUCUCACAAUCCACCUCCGAGCCCCUAACCUUCAGAAACUGGAUGUUUCCUUCAACCGCAUAGUAUCGCUCCCUCCUCUGCGUGAAACUUUUCCCAGCCUAUCUGUCUUGCUUAUUUCCAACAAUCACCUGGAGGAGCUCGACCCGGAAUGUGUCAGCGGGCUGAAAAUUGUCGCCGCGGACAGUAACGAUAUUGCUCAUCUCAACCCUCGCCUAGGACUCCUCGGCUUCGAACGUCUUGAGGUGACUGGCAAUCGUUUCAGAGUCCCCCGAUGGAACGUGCUCGAGCGCGGUACCGAAGCGACAUUACGAUGGCUCAGGGGCCGCGUGCCGGUCGCAGAAAUGGCCGAAUGGAGGGCGAAGCAGGGCUCGAACCUGGAGGAGGAUGGAAAUGGCGAUGAAUUCGACUGA